AUGGCACUCGACGACGUACCCACGGGUUCGCUUUCAGGCGUAUUUCCACCUGGUCGCGAGGUUCUCUUUCGUACGCUCUCGUGUAUCAUCACGUUUCUCGGCCUCUCUGUAAUCAGCUUCUGCUUUGCCCACCGCAUGAUCAAGUUGGGGCUCCUCUCACGCGUCGGUUAUCAUGCAUUGACUCCUCUAAAGGUCUUGAUGCUACUCCUUCUUGUAGAUUCGUGGAUUUUUCUCCUCGGCUCCGGGAUUUAUAUUAAUGGUCUUGGCACGUCAUUGAACGCAAGAGUGUGCCGCUCGGUCCCUAUCACCUGCAUUCUCGUUUACUCAUUCGGAAAGAUUUUGAUCUACCUCAUGCUCGUUGAGCGGCUAUACGUCGUAUGGCCAAAUCGCGGAACCCGUCGCUCCUCUCCUGUUUGGACGGGUGGUAUAGUCGUCAUCACUGGAUACGCAGUCAUGUCUAUUGUCAUGAUCUUCCGUCAGUCCUGUGUGAUCCGCGAAGACCUCCAGUGUAUCGUGGUGACGGAUACAUCAAACGUUAUCGUAAUCGUAUCAUGCGACGUCGUUGCAAGCCUUCUUCUCACUGGUUUUUUCCUUUGGCCACUGUGGCGUCAUCGAGGUCUCAGUCGGGAGCUCCGACGAAUCGCCUCCCGGACAACUAUAGCAACCGUCCUAUAUCUCAUCAUGACCAUCUCCAACAUCCUUAACCUCAUCCCGGGACAGAUGAUUACCUGGAUAUGUCUUACAAUAUGCUCACUGGAUAUCUGUGGGCAUACGCUUGUCAUGUUUUGGCUCACUCGCCCAAAGUUUAGGCGUGCGACGCAACAACCAGCCAACAUUUGCGGCUCAGCCUCGGCAGGCGUUAGUCUCAGCAAGGCUACUAAACUGCAUCAACUGGACACUGCCUUUGGACUCUCUUACCCUUCAUGGCAAUCCACGGAUAGGACCAGUAUUGUAGAUCAAGUCACAAAACGAGAUGGGCCAUGGUGCGAGAAGGACGUCCUUGAUGAUACAAGAGGAGCCAAUACUCAUGAAUUGCCAUCUGAGGGGGUGAGGAGUUCACAGAGGGCUAUUUUCGAUCCAGAAAUACAAUCGAAUCAUUCAGCAGGUGAUGAAUCGGGGCUUCAGGAUGAUUUGGAUCUCGCGCUCACAGAACAAAAGCAAGAUGGCGAUAUUGCAAAUGACAUUGAGGCGACUAGUCGAGUCUAG
This is a messenger RNA of Serendipita indica DSM 11827, 1206 nucleotides long. Lineage: Eukaryota; Fungi; Basidiomycota; Agaricomycetes; Sebacinales; Serendipitaceae. The record is from the annotation of a GenBank genome assembly.